Messenger RNA from Haliotis rubra (blacklip abalone), 4440 nucleotides. Its product is annotated as zinc finger protein Xfin-like. Gene Ontology annotation, cellular component: nucleus. Gene Ontology annotation, molecular function: RNA polymerase II transcription regulatory region sequence-specific DNA binding; DNA-binding transcription factor activity, RNA polymerase II-specific. Gene Ontology annotation, biological process: regulation of transcription by RNA polymerase II. Lineage: Eukaryota; Metazoa; Mollusca; Gastropoda; Lepetellida; Haliotidae. The coding region runs from base 127 to 4440 and encodes 1437 amino acids. The record is from RefSeq and is a predicted model, not a curated record. The transcript is spliced from 3 exons.
GUUAGAACUGGUCUUCAGCAACCCACGCUUGUCGUAAGAGGUGACUGGCAGAAUCUCAUGGUCAGGCUUGCUGAGCUGGUUGAUGAAUUCAUCAUAUCCCAGAUGUGAAUAUAGACUACUUUUAAAAUGUCAGCCAAAUCCAAACAUAAGGUGAUCUCCUGUGAGGCUGUCCACUAUGAGUGUGGCAUCUGUCUCCGAGAGUUCAGCACCUCCUGGUGUCUUCAGAUGCACAUCAAGACUCACUCAGAACAAAACUCCUUCGACUGUCAUGAAUGUGGGAUGACUUACCCGGACUUCUCUGCUCUCUGUGAGCAUCUCAAGGUUCACAUUUUCGGGGCAGAUCCUGUGGAGCAGGACACAGAACCUCCAAUCAUGAGCGGCUAUCAUGACCCUGUGUCUCUGACCGAGGGAGACCAGAUGAGCCAAAUCUCCAAACCUCAACUAACUUGUGUGAACUGUGAGAAGAGUUUUGGUUCCUUCAAAGCCCUGAAACUACAUUCAAGAAUCCACAAAACAAAGAAGGUAGUUGAGACAGAAGAACUGUCAACAGGUAAAACUAGAGGGACCAUUAGGUUCGACAGUAACCAAGGUGGUAUUGAGGAAGAAGAGUCACAGAAUGUGAAGACCAAGAGAGGCAGGCCAAAGAAAAAUAAAAAUACACCACCGGCACAUUUCUUGAAAGUUGGCAAGAAGUAUAGAUGUGAGGUCUGUGCUAAAAAGCUCAGUUCCAGAUCCUUGAUGGAGAAGCAUAUACUGAAGCAUCAGACAGGACAGUUUCACUGCAGUCGGUGUGAUCGGGAUUUCUCAACUCGCUCUGGUUUGAAAGAUCAUGAAAAGUUUCAUGAGUCGGCUGACAAACCUCCAACACCUCAUGUGGUUCUUGUUGAAGACCAUGUGAAGGCUGUAGAGCUUGUGGUGGAAGAUGAAAAGGGUUUUUCAUGCAUAGUGUGCGAGAAAACAUUCAAUAACAAACAGAAAGCCCAUGUUCACAUACUGUGUCACAAGAAGAGAAAAGGGAGAUUGAAACUGAAGAUGUCAAAAAAGCAACAUUCAAAUUCUAUAAGUGAUGCUUCACCGAGAAGGAAGGAUGUGUCUGACUUGCAGGAGAAUGUUGGAGUUGAUUCUUCACACAUGACUCCUGGGCCUGCAAAUACAUCACAGUCAGUUUGUUGUGGAGAAUGUAAAGAACAGUUUGGUACACAAGAAGAGUUGGUAGACCACCAGAACCUUCACAUCCGAGAUCACACCAUGGCACUGAUGAGAAUCCUGAAGCCAGGUACAAACCUCAAUGUGUCCAUUGCUGAGACACAAACACUCCUUAAUGCUGUGCACUCAGCUUCAGAUUUGGUACAAGCCACCAACAAGGAGACUACGUCCAGAAACACUUCAAGUCAGCACCAAGUGUCACCUGCCAUUCUGCAUCCAGAGAACUGUCAACCAGUUAAGGCAACUGAGUCAACCUCUCAACAAAAUCUACUUAAAGCCUUCCCAAGUGUUCAGUGCAAUGCAAAAGUUGUUCUGGAACGUCUUGAAAAUGAAACCCUGCUUGUUCGGAAUGGAGGUGGAAGAGUCUCCAGAUAUUCAAAGAAGCAUAGAAUUGAAAGGGAUAACAGUGUGCAGCAUAGAAAAUCUGGUGAAAACGCUACAUGGGCAGAUAGAGCCAUACAUUGUAAUAGACCCAAGAAACUGGACCGAACAGAGGACACAGUUCGGGAAACUGGGGCUGGUCAUAAGACGGAGGAAACACUGUGUGACAAUAACAAUCUGUUGCAGGAAGGUGGAGAUUACAGUGAUGAUGGUGACAAUGAUACUUUUCAUGAUGAAGAUGACAUUGACCAUGUUGAUAAUGAUCAUUAUUCAGUCUCGGCUAAAGGUUCCACAGAUUUGAUGACAUCUGAACCUGCCCAGGAUCUUGCCACAGCUGAGGACGAGCGAGAGAUGUCAGCUGAAAGUCCCCACACUUCUGAGUCAGCCAAAAAUGUCCAUAACACUGUAUUGACUAAAGAUUUAGUGUCUACAGAAACAAAUUCAAAACGUGAAACUGCAAAAUUGAGUAGUCUUGCAAAAUCUAUCCUGGAAAAUGUAGUUAAAAAGGGAGACAUGUUUUCAUGCAGGAUUUGUGAAGCGGAGUUUACUGAACUGCAGAAAGCCAAGAAUCAUGUACGAGUUCAUGUCUCUAGGAGACGGUUUGAAUGCAAGUUUUGUCCCGCAAAAUUUGUGUAUGCGUCAAAGCUUCUGUCCCAUGAAACAACGCACAUGUCUCAAAAGCUGUCUGCCGAAACGAAGACAAGACUGACGACUAGGUGUCAUUACAAGAUUGUAGGGAAAGAAUUCAUAUGCAACAUUUGUAACAAGUGGUUCAUGACAAAACAUAAGGUACAAUGUCAUGUCCGCUAUCAUCUACUGGAAGACACUUAUCAGUGCAGGUUUUGUCAAAAAUGCUUCAGAAAGAAGUAUUCUUUGUAUAAUCACGAAAAAACUCAUCCUGAAGCUUCUGGAGAAGGUUCUAAGAAUGCAUCCAUGGAUGAUAGACAUGUUGAAGAUGGGGAACCGAAGGAGGUGAAGCUCAAGUUCAAAAGAGGAAAGUACAAGGAGUAUAUAGAGCCUGGAAAUGAUAUUCUCAAGUGUAAACUCUGUGAAAGUACUUUUAAGAAUAACAAACAAAUAAUUGACCAUUUCAGGAGUCAUUUUGCAGAGAGAAAAUUCUGGUGUCCAAUUUGCUCGGCAGCUUUCAAGAGGAAUACCCAUUUAGAUGUUCAUAUGAAAGCUCAUGACCGGGGAAAUAUAAAAAUGACCAAGGUGAGAAUCUCUGAAGGUGUCAAAGAAAGCAUAAAUGCAGAAAAGAAUAAGGAUGUGAAAAUAAAUCCAGAAAACAACAGGAAAGAUGGUGUUGAGUUAUCUGCUGAUGUUCCCAUACACACACAAGGUACUGAAGAUCAGGGAGAAGCUGGUAGCUAUGGUCUUCAAGAGUUGCCUUUAGGUGGUCCACAGUCUGAUACCUUGGAUAAUGUUCCUGUCAAUGCAAACAAAGAGCAACAAGCAAGUGUUGCAAAAUUGCCACAGGAAGAUCAGAGUUGUAGUAAUGUAGCAGGUGAUAAGACAUCAACUGCUGAUGAAAACUUGAGAAACAGUAGCUGCAGUCGUCAUCCUACUUCUACAACUGCAGAAAUAGUCACACGUCCUCCACUGACUCAAGCUGAUGGAGCUUCAGUAAGUUGCAGGUCACCUGAUAAGGAGGGGCACCUGUUGGCAGAACUUUCAGAGUCCACAGUAACUUCUGCUGAAGUGCCAAAAGAAAAGGAAACUUUGUCCCAUACUGAAAGAGAAAUACCUGAUGAUAGGUCUGCUGUGACUGUUGACCUCAGUGAUGGAGGAGAUGGUGAUGGGGAACAGAAAGACAUGACUCAAACAGUUGCAGCUGCUGUUACUGCCUGUGUUAAAGACGGUACAAAAACUGACCCAAAGGUCCAAACAAAUCCAGAUACAGACACGGUUACUGUACAUGGACUUGGUGUAUCUGAAAGCCCCAAUAAAAGUGGAGAGGUUGAGAUGUUACCUACUGCUUCAGAUGAUGAUGAUGAUGGUGGUAUGAUUCACGAUGAUGAUGUCAGUGAUGAUAAUGAUUGUGACAGUGACUUCCAGUAUGAACCCGAUAUGGACUGUGAUUCUGACAUAUCCAGUGAAAAUGGUAGCCCUGCCAGAACUGGAAUACCCACAGUUAAAUAUCUGUAUGAGUCUCCAGCUGACUGCAUUGCUGAUGAAAGGGAAAUAGAGGAACCUAACAUCAAUAUGUCUUCAGGAUCAAAGAAUCAGGCUGGUCCAUCCAAGAAUGAACAGGAUGCAAUACAACCUGAGUUGUGCAGUCCAAAUAAGAAAAAGUCAAAGUCUUCAAAUAAACCAACACUAAAAGAUAAAGCUGUUACAUCAAAAGAACGAGGGAGACGGGUUAUAACACAGGACACAAGUGUAAAGAUGACCCAACUUAUGAGACCGAUAGAAAAGUUAAAGAAGAAAAUUAUCAAAUGUCAAGGUCAGGAGGGAGAUAGUGACCUUCAUCACGAGGAUGAAAAUCAUCAAUGUCACGUUGGACCGAAAACAAGCGAGACAGAAGAAGAAUGUUCACUGAUGGAGACUGCAUCUUCUGACAGUAGUUUUGCUCCUCAGAUGUACCAAACUGAGUAUACAAUUGAAGCUGGGGGUUCCUUCCGAUGUGCCUUCUGUGAUAAAGUCUUUAAAUCUCUGCUCAGCAUUAAGAACCACCUCAGUGUUGAACAUGAUCUCUUCCGCUGCAAGACUUGCAUUGCCGCCUUCCAAACUCAUCAGGAACUUAAGAAACACAACGAGGAAAACAAACACUUGCAGUUAAGAGUCCUGAGCAACAGAAACAUUGCAUCUAAAAUGGAAAUAGUUAGGGGAUAUUUAAAUGCACUCUUUGUCUAA